Penicillium cataractarum is the source of this 1083-nucleotide messenger RNA. Its product is annotated as translation initiation/elongation factor MRX8. Gene Ontology annotation, molecular function: GTP binding. The record is from RefSeq and is a predicted model, not a curated record. The coding region runs from base 1 to 1083 and encodes 360 amino acids. Lineage: Eukaryota; Fungi; Ascomycota; Eurotiomycetes; Eurotiales; Aspergillaceae. The transcript is spliced from 2 exons. Gene Ontology annotation, cellular component: mitochondrion.
AUGCUCUUAUCAGUGAUGCCGAUAAACUGCGGCCUCGGCCUCGGCCUGGUCCGUGCGGCCAAUUUUCCGGAGACCGCGACGGGCCUGCUUCAACAUGAGCACAACUGGCAAUCACAAUCAUCAGCGAGGAUGAGGAUACGAGCAGCAGCAGCACGGGUCUCCGUGCCCAGAAAGGCAGUCACCAGGCCAUUAAUCGACCAAAUACCACAGACUACCACGCCUGCCAAAAUAAUCCCAACUCCCUCCUCAAACCCAAACAAGCGCACUCUCGAAGAACUCACGCCCACCGAUCUAUGCUACUACUGGGAUACCAAACCCCCAACACCAUCCCAACUCGCCUUCGCAGACAAAAUAUUCAUUCCCUCCCGCCAUUCACCCCUAAAGCUAUGGUCCGCCAGCAAAUUCCGCACUACACCUCUCUCCUCCGUCGAGCCCGAAGUCGCAUUCCUCGGCCGCUCGAAUGUCGGCAAGAGCUCUUUGCUAAACGCAAUCAUGGGACAGGACAUAUGCUGGACGUCCUCUAAACCGGGGCGCACGCGGGAAAUGAACGCAUUCGGGAUAGGCGGUACGAAAGGGGGCGAGCAUAAAGUUGUGUUGCUGGAUAUGCCCGGUUACGGCAAGGCGAGUCGCUCGGAAUGGGGAAUGGAGAUUAUGAAGUAUCUCCAGGGGAGGAAACAACUCCGCCGAGCCUUCAUCCUCAUCGACAGCGAACACGGCAUAAAACAAAACGACGCCGACAUCCUCAGCCUCUUCCGCCGCUACGCAAUCCCCCACCAAAUAAUCCUCUCGAAAGUAGACAAAAUCCUCGCCAAGAACAAGAAACAAAUAAAGUCCGGCGCUUCGGCAAUCGGAAUCCAGCGGCUACAGGAUCUUCUACACAAGUUGCAGCCGCAGGUGCAGCCUGAUCAGAGUGUAUCGAAUGGGCCCGGUGCCUUAGGGGAGAUUUUGACGUGUAGUGCUGAUACGCAUGUUGGGCCUGGUCGGGUGUUGGGCGUUGAUGCGGUGCGAUGGGCUAUUUUGUCGGCGGCGGGUAUUGAUGGGAGUCUGGAGGGUGUGCAGUCUACGUCGGAGGGUUUUACUUGA